Equus quagga is the source of this 1440-nucleotide messenger RNA. It is a transcript of the gene CD8B, whose product is annotated as CD8 subunit beta. The record is from RefSeq and is a predicted model, not a curated record. NCBI's taxonomy places the organism in Eukaryota, Metazoa, Chordata, Mammalia, Perissodactyla, Equidae. Gene Ontology annotation, biological process: regulation of immune response. The coding region runs from base 68 to 700 and encodes 210 amino acids. The transcript has 6 exons. Gene Ontology annotation, cellular component: cell surface. Gene Ontology annotation, molecular function: MHC class I protein binding; coreceptor activity.
CCCACCCACCGCGCCGGGAGGGUCUCGGCCGAGCCCCGCUGGGACCAGGUGUCCCGGGCGCGCCAAGAUGCAGCCGCGGCUCUGGCUCCUCCUCGCCGCGCAGCUCGCAGCUCUCCACGGCAGCUCGGUGCUCCAGCAGAACCCUGAGUACCAAAUGGUUCAGACCAACCAAAUGGUGGUACUGACCUGCGAAGCCAGAACCACCUACCCUAACAAGCGCAUUUACUGGCUGAGACAGCGCCAGGCCCCAAGCGCGGACAGUCACCAAGAGUUCCUGGCCGCCUGGGAUUCCAUAAAAGGAAUUGUGUAUGGUGAAAAGCUGGAUCAGGAGAAGCUAACCUUAUCUCAGGAUGCAUCCAGGUCCACUCUCCAUCUCGCACAUGUGAAGCCUGAAGACAGUGGCGUCUACUUCUGCAUGAUCAUCGGAACCCCCGAGCUGACUUUCGGGACAGGAACUCGGCUAAGUGUGGUUGAUGUCUUUCCCACCACUGCCCGACCCACUACGAAGCCCACCCCCAAGAAGAAAGUGUGCCGGCCCCCAAACCCGGUGACCCAGGAGGGCCUGUCCUGUGGCCCCAUCACCCUCGGCCUGCUGGUGGCUGGUGUCCUGGUUCUGCUGGUGUCCUUGGGUGUAGCUAUCCAUAUACACUGCCUGCAGAGGAGAGCCCGGCUUCGCCUCCUGAAACAGUUUUACAAGUGAGCAGAGAAUACGCUUUUGGUGUCCUACUACAAAAAUACUUUGGUCAGUAAUGAGCAAGAUCUGGAAUAAUGAGAGAGAAGGGACACACUCAACCAUGGACGUUUCAUGACCUGCUGAAGCUGCCUGCUUUAACUAAUGCCAGUUCUUUCUGUGGGCCUCAUGCCUGGGAGCAACUUCUUAGGUGGUCAUCGGGAAUCUUAGACAGAAGGCUUCAGAACCCCAGGGCACUUUCUGCAACUCACAAGGCAUACUGGAGGAUCGAGUAAGCAAUGCCACCCAGGACACCACUUCCGGCUCCUGUGCUCACCCUGGACUGGGCUGGGACCUUGGGUGUGGGCUGUGCAGCCACCAUCUUGGAAGUUGCUUUGCCCUGGCAGGGCGGUGACUGAGACCUGAGUCUCCUGGGAUGGCUCUCCCCGGUCUUCCCAGCCUGGGGCUGACCUUUGUCACAGAGAGCCCCACAGAGCAGACCCAGAUUGGAAAUGAGGCUUCCUAAGAUGGCCUGACCUGGCUCCCAUAGUCAUUUUCGUUUUUGAGGACUUCGUUUGGGCCUGGAAACUUGUGGUUUUGUGGGCAGGAGGUCACUUCAUCUCCCUUGAGGAGGUUUCUCGGCUUUCAUUGUUGCACUCCCGUGGCUUGUGUAUUUCUUCUCUCAUUUUCUGUUCUUUUCAUUAAAAUGUCGUGGUUGUAAAAAUAAAUCCUGAGUGAAAGAGGCGUACGGCUCCUGUGAUGGAAAAGCA